AAAUUUUUUGGCAAAGGAGACCCGAAUUUGAGGGAUACACAGCAAGCAAAGUAUACAGAAAGCAGUAUCGAAUCUCCAAAGUGUAGUUAAAUAAAGCGAACCCAAAAAACAGCUCAAAAGACGCUUGCAGCAACCACUGGCAAAAUCUCUUCAAAUGUGCAGUUCCCUCCACCUCGCUCUCUCACUCCGUCACUCGCCUCUGCAACUGCAACAACCACUCUCUCUGAAGAAUCUACUGUUCCUUCUCCCCUCCAUCUCCAUUGAUUCUGCUUCUCUUCUCAGUACUUCUCACCCGUGCUUCUGCUUGCUUGCCUCGCUCUGCGUUUCUUCCGAAAUCCCAAGAAAGCACGCCGCGUCCGUCCAGUGGCUUCGGGGUGAGCAAAGGCGCGGCCUUUGACUCGUCCAUGGCCAUGGCCGCCGAGGCGUUCGGCGCCGCGGGGCCGGCGCCGAGGACGCCGCCCGUGACGGCCACGCGGCAGGACGUGCAGGCCGCCAUUGCCAAGGCCGUCGAGCUGCGGGCGCUCCACGCGGCCCUCCUGCAGCGCGGCGGGCCCAAUGGUGGCGGUGGCGGCGCCAGCGCCAGCCGCAGCCCGGCCAUCAUCCGGCUCCCGCCGGUCGCGUCCCCGGCGCUCUCCAGGACGGCGGCGGCGGGGGCGGCGGCCACCGUGGAUGAGGACUACCCGGUGUUUACUCCGGCUUACGAAGAGGAGCAAAUGGCCGGAGAGAGCUACAUUUGCCAGGACAACCGGAGCCGAUCGGAGAACUGGAGCGGCAUCGCCUUGGACCGCGGCGGCGGCGGCGAUGACGACGCGGCCUUCUCCGACUACGACAACCUCAACGUCUUCUCUUCUGCGAACAGUGAGGUCCGCUUCCCGUCGUCCACCGACCACCACCGGAGACACAAGGUCCACCCGGCGUUCUUGCACUCCGCGCCGUCGGCCGAACGUUUCCUCGCGUCCGCCGGGAGGGCGACCGGCACGGGGGACCUCAAGGCGCCGGCGACGUGCGGCCGCGCGUUCCGGCCCGCGACGAUCGGCAGGGACCACGGGAUCGACGUCGGAGCCCUCAAGUUCCUCAGCGGCAGCAGGGUGCCGCCGCUCUCCUCCAACCACGCCGCGGCGGCGGCUGCGUCGGCGUCGCAGCCCCGGCCGAAGCACAGAGGGGCGCAGAUCCUCUCGUGGCUGUUCCCGAGGACGAAGAAGAAGGCGAAGCCGGAGAUGAUGUCGCCGAACGCCAUCGAGCGCGAGAACAUGUCGCAGCUGCUCAAGGAGUGGGGCUUGCUGUCGCUCGACUCCCUCCGGCGAGAGCUCGCCGACGCCAACGCGCACCGCGACGCCGCGCUGCAGGAAGCCGCCGAGAUGAGGUCGUCACUGGGAGAGCUGACCACCAAGCUCGUCGGCCUCGAAUCCUACUGCUCGGAGCUCAAGAAGGCACUGAGGCAAGCGACGAGCUCGAGCAGCAACACGCAGUUGUCAAGGAGAUCAACCAGAUCGAUCGGAGCUAGCCGAGAGCUCCCGGGCCCGGUCAGCCAUGAAGCAAUGGUGGAAGGGUUCUUGCAGAUUGCGUCCGAGGCGCGGCUCUCGGUGAAGCAAUUCUGCAAGGCAUUGAUCCAGCAGGUCGAGGAAGAACCUGACAAUGGCCUUGCAGACAAGCUGAACCUUCUUCUCCAACCUUACCAGCUGAUGAUCACCGACAAGCAUUGCUCCAAGCUUGUGCUCUAUCAUCUCGAAGCUCUAAUGAACCAGGCUAUGUACCAGGACUUCGAGAACUGCACGUUCCAGAAGAACGGGUCACCGAGGUGGCUCGAUCCGAAGCAGGACUCCCAGGAGAACUUCUCCUCCUUCGUCGCGCUGCGCAACCUGAGCUGGAACGAGGUGCUGAGGAAGGGGACAAAGUACUACAGCGAGGACUUCAGCCGGUUCUGUGACCAGAAGAUGAGCUGCAUUCUAUCCACUCUGAAGAACUGGUCCCGGCCAUGGCCGGAGCAGCUGCUGCAGUGCUUCUUCGUCGCCACAAAGUGCGUCUGGCUGCUCCACCUGCUCGCCUUCUCCUUCACCCCCGCGCUGACGAUCAUGCGGGUCGAAGAGAGCCGCGUGUUUGAUCAGAUGUACAUGGAGGACAUCCUUCCUGACAAGCAGCAGCUGCACAAUCCCUGUCAGGUAAAGAUCAUGGUAAUGCCAGGGUUCUAUGUCCAAGAUCGAGUGCUGAAGUGCAGAGUCCUCACAACUCCAUAAGUAGCAUAAUUGUGAUCCAUGGUUUAGCUCCCAUUGACCAAUAGCUAGUGUGGGAUUUAAGUGUAACAAAUUUUAUUAUCAGUGCAAAGUACAGAAAUGUAUGUUGAUCAAUAUGUUUGCAAGUAACUUUAACAAGCCCAGAAGUGGGAGAAUUCUUAGACAA
This is a messenger RNA of Oryza brachyantha (malo sina), 2397 nucleotides long. Its product is annotated as IRK-interacting protein. NCBI's taxonomy places the organism in Eukaryota, Viridiplantae, Streptophyta, Magnoliopsida, Poales, Poaceae. The transcript has 2 exons. Bases 405 to 2234 code for a protein of 609 amino acids. The record is from RefSeq and is a predicted model, not a curated record.